GCCGGUUUAAAAAUAAUAAUUAUUCUCAAUUUCUCAAGUUUAACCUCCAUUCAUCGUUUAUUUUGAGGUUAUUUCGUUUAUACUGUGCAACUUUAUUGAUUUAUAAUAUAUGUUUACGAAAUAUCUAUGUUUAAACAUGAAAUUAUUACAAAAGACUAUACUGUUUGCUAUCACAUUCAGUUUGUGUAAAAGUGCUAAAAUUAACACACCAAGAGUGCUCUUACCAUGGUUUGAGAAUAAGAAUGUGAAUUUUAUGUUUGAAAUUAUUGAAGGCGGAUGUUACACUUGGAGUUUGUCUCGCGAUGACAUCAUAGAUCUUGAACCUAUCUACGAGGACACUUGGGGAGGUCAUUGUUCGCGUGCGGCUCGUGUAUCUGUCUCCAAAACAUGUGUACCACCAGGUUCUGUAAUCAUCUUGGCUGAAGAAGUGAAUAGUGGCGAGAUACUUCGUGGAGAUGUAAAUAUUGACAAAAUAAAAUCACUGAAAGUGAUGAGUACAACAUGGAAACUUUAUCUGGAAGAAGCACCGGAGGCAUUUGAAGUUUUUGCAUAUGAUGAUCAAGGUAAUAAGUUUUCAACUUUGGAAGGAGUGAAUUUCAAAUGGACCAUAGAGAAUUUUGACAACAGUGUUGGUGAUGACCCUUUAGUGACAUUAGUACGAUGGCGUGACACAGAUUACGAGGCACCUCCUGGAAUAACAGAUAUAGAAGCACAAGGACUAAGAUCUUAUUCUGUUUUGUUGUAUGGUCAAGCAAUGGGAGAUUGCCGAGUUACUGUGUGUCUCGGGGACAUUUGUACAGAUUUUAACUUGCAAGUGGUAGCCAGUGUUGUGCUAACUCCGGCAACAGCAGUUAUAGCACCUACAGAUACUCUUAAGUAUAGGGUAGUUCGAGCUCGUGCUGGUCGUUUAACAGUACAAGACAUAGCUGAUACACUGUAUUAUAUUAAAGUACCAAAUACAGGAAUAGCAGUUUUGGAUGAUACUGUCAGUCUGGUCAGAGCUACAGAAAUUGGAUCAACAUCUAUUCUUCUCAUGUCUGGUACUACAGAGGUUGCAUCUGCAACAUUGACUGUGGCAGAACCUCACAGCAUUAGAGUUAACCUUCGACCUUCAAGCUUGCUUAUACGUGGAGAACCUUUCACAGUACAUUGUAUAUUAUUGGAUAUCAAUGGACAUCCUCUGACUGCUGGACAAGAGAUAUUGAUACGCCUCUCUGUAGUGGGCGAAGCAAAUGUUGAUUUACUUAAAUCUACUGAAAAUGGAACGUUGACUGACGCUGUGGCGGGGAACUCUGGACCUUUGACAAUUACAGCCCGACUUCAUUCGGUUGCUGGCAAGAGUUUGAUAAGAAAGGUGGAGGGUCAUGUGUCAGCAGUAGCAGUGGACCCAUUAGAAAUAAUACCACCAGAAAUCUACGUAGCCUGGACUGACACAAUUCAAGAGAUACAAUUGGAACAUCGCGGUGGUGGUGAAGAGCCAGUUGUGUGGUCUGAGAGCGAGAUAUCACAAGGCGCUGCCAUCUCUGUAUCCAGUACUGGCCUGGUGACGAUCCGUAGUGAAGGAGAUAUCGAAGUUAUAGUACAAUUGAAGAACUAUCCUCAUAUUCGUGCUGUUGGAAGGGUGGUGUCGUCGCCUGCGGAGCUGGUGCAGGUGUCGAGCUCGGGCCAGGCUCGCGUGGGCCGCCCCCACCAUCUGCACGUCGCACUCACCGCCACGCAUCCCCACACCGGACAACUCUAUAACUUCCACAGAUGUAACUGUGAAGCAUUUGCCGUGUCUUUACUUGAGGGUCCAGAGCCUCACAAUGUCACUGCAGCGACAUGGGUACAACCUGUCGAGGGGGCGUGCUGCGUGGUGGAGUGCGCGUGGGCGAGCCGCGGCGUGUCGUGCGUGCGCGUGUCGCGCGGCCGCGCGGGCGAGGCGGCGCGCGUGCACGUGCGCGCCGCGCCGCGCCUGCGCUGGCCGCCGCGCGCGCUCGCCGCCCUGCCCGCCGCCACGCUGCCCAUAUUGGCAGAAGGCGAAUCGCUAGUGCCGCAGUCGAGUGAGACGCGCGUGGCGGAGUUAACGGAACGUACAGGGUCGCCACCACAUCGUUACCCCGACGUCCAGCUAUUCACUUUCAAGUGUCGAUGGAGAGGUGAUUCGCGCAUGUCGUUGGUCUCGCAAGCAGAGGAAGAACGCGAGGCGGCGGAGUUCGAGGCAGCUUGUGCACCACACGUAUCCAAGCUGCGUCUGGAGCCGCCUGAUUUGGCCGGGAACUGCUCCGGUGGCGCUAGACUGUGGCUGAGACCAGGCCAGGAAGUGAGAGUUGGCGUGACGUUACUGGACGCCAUAGGACGUGAACUGCUGGACGAAGUUGGACCCCUCGUAGAGUGGGAGAAUGAACCACGACAUGUCGGCUUGCAGUACGGCGGGGAUCGUUUGCUUGUUGAGACGCUUCCAGAGUACGCACCUGUACCCGUGCCCAAUAAAUAUUAUCAGAUAGUGGUAGCCGACGACCAAGCUAUCGGUUGGACUGGCUUGUUGAAGGCGUCUAUACCUGAAGCAACUGCAACUUUACAAGCGCGCGUUGUAUCACCGUUAAAUUGUGAUUCAUUAAAGGCUGAUAUGGCUUGGGAAGGAGAUACUGUGAGUGGUAUCACCAACGUAUCGGGUGGUAGCGGACGGUAUUACGUGGAAACACCCAAAGGCGUGUCGGCCGUCGUGGAGGGUGGUCGUGUCAGUGCAAUCGUGCCCGGGCCGGGGUCAUACGACCUCGUAGUUAUGGACAUGUGCAUUUCUGGAGAAAAGCAAGUCAUUGAGGUGAACGUAGAAGAAGUGGUCAGCGUGGAAGUGAUAACGUCUCGAGCCAUAGGCGUGGGCGCAUGUGCGAGCAUAAGCGCCAUAGCCCGCGGGUCGUCGCUGCGGGCGCUGGCGGCGGGCCGCGCGGCCGAGUGGAGCGCGGCGGGGCCCGCGGCCGUCCGCGACCGCGCCCUGUGCGGGCUCGCCGAGGGCGCCGCCAGGCUGCGGGCCGCCAUCGCCGGCGUCUGGAGCCCUGAAAUUGAGGUGCUGGUAUUCCCGCCGCUUCAAAUAGUACCGGCUACGGCUCGCAUUCCAGCGGGCGCCCGACUACAACUGCGGCGUUCGGGUGGACCUCCGCUACAUCUCGCUUCCACUCACUACCGACUUGCGGGCGCUUCUACACGAGGCUCGCACCACAGCAUCGAGGUUUCUCCAACGGGCUCUGUUCAAGGUCUAUCAACUGGGAAAGCGCGUAUAAUAUUAGUUGCGACUGAUAUAGCUAAUGUCGAAAUCGCUCGAGCUGAGGCAGAAGUAGAGGUGGUGCCGAUCUCCGGGCUGCGCGUGCGAGCGGCGACGCAGACGCUGGUGGUGGGCGCGGUGGGCGGGCUGUGGGUGGCGGCCGAGGGGCUGGCGGCGGGCGCGCUGCACGCGCUGCAGCCGCCGCCGCGCGUCGCCUGGACGCUGCGGGACCCCGCCGCCGCCAGGCUCUACACCGGACACGUCGACGACAUGCUCGAAAGACAAGUUGCUGAGGGAAUAGCAGUUAGGGUUGUGCCAUUGAAACCGGGCGUUAUAACAAUUGACGUCAGAGUUAGAAAUCUGGGCCAGGUGGCAGAAACAAGGUCGUGGGACAGCACAAUCGAAAUAUUGGGUGUAUCAGACAUUCGCACUUCAGUGGAAGGUCUUCCUAACGAAUUUUCAACGGGCGAACGGCUUGCGAUUGCCGUAGGCGCCACGUUGCAGUUGAAAUCACUACCUAGAGGAUCAUGGAAGUUGUUUGAUGAUGGUGCUCUAGAACUCAGUCCUAGUGGCGAGCUGAAAGCAUUACGACCGGGACACGGUGUUGUUAUCGCACAACAUAAGGACGAGAGAAAUAAUAUUUAUAGAGAAACGGCGGUGCAGGUGGAGGCGGCGGUCCCUCACUACUGUACUGCGGAGCCGGCAGAGGGCGCGGGCGACGACAAUGUGGUGCGGCUGGCGCUGCGCAGCUCGCUCGGGCGCCGCCUGCUGGCGCCGCGCGCCAACGUGUCCGCUCGUGGUCCUCUGGCGGCGGCCCCGCGCCGCGCACCGCCCUCGCACAGCGCGCUGGGUUACGAAUUGGUGAUAUCUGGUCUGGACACAACGGGCGCGCUGAUGACAUUCGAGAGCUCCGAGGGCGGCGUCACCGUACGGGAUGAAGUAUGGGUGGCCGGGCCAGACCCUCGUGCAGACAACAUCCUCGCGUGCGGCGGGUGGGGCGUGUGCUUGGAAGGCGUGGGGUGGCGCGGCGAGGCGAGCUCGGUGCGAGUGACCGCGGGCGCGGGGGUCUCGCUCGCCGUGCUGUGGGCCGCCCGCCCGCGCCGCGCCGCCCUCACGCUGCGGCUCGACCGACCGCCCACGGCGCUCACGCUGCACCAACUUCCUAUACAUAAGAUGGAGUUUGCACCGGGUGUAUGGCCAUCCGCCAUGGUUCCACUAAUCAUCGAAGCUGAAGGACUCACGACGGGACCUUUACUUUGCACCGAAGAUCAGAGAUAUGCGUUAGAAGGCGUACAAGUCGAACUACCGUUUACGUGUCGAACUAAAGCGCCUCACACUGCCCAACCUGUGUUGGAUAUUAUCAACGGUGAACUGGGCUGUUCUAUCUUGCCAUCUACGCCGAUUAUUGAUUCUUCAGAAGUUGAAUUAUGCGCUGAAUGGGACGCCGCCCGCACUUGUACCCGAGUGCUUCUACUGCCUCCCAUUAAGCUGUCGCAUACUAAAGUCUCACUGUUACACCCGCCCGCUUUCUUCACAAUCUCCGGUCAUCCGCAUGCUCUAAAACUAGUCAAGAUGAACACCUCCCCCGGUCUUAAACUAGAAACCCGUACGAAAGAUGACGAGAUUGAUGUUAUAGUUAAGAGUGAAACAUCUGUUUGUGGUGUUGGAUGGGUAAAUGUUCGAUCAAAGCUAACUUAUCAAGAGUUGAGAGUCGAAGUCGAACGAGAAAGCGAGGUGGCGUGUGGAACGAUACUUGGAGCGAUAUUUACCAUAUUGAAACCUUAUUUGUCCACGUUGGCAACAGUCGCUGCGGUUGCAGCUGCAUUUCUCUAUGCACAAUCGCGGAUGCAGCAAAAGGGUCAAAUCCGUGUGCCGGAACAACCACCGCCCCAAAGCCCGGUACCGGAACGAUUGAACCGUUCUAGAACGUGGUCGCGAAGUCCUUACGCGUCCGGUCCAGCCGCUCCCGUAUACGGCGACGCCACUCUCCUCCCGGACCAGAGUUUCUCACAAAACUCCACGAGAAUGCAUUCCAGUUUUCCGGCCUUUGGGUUAUAGCGCUUAUGACUUUAGUCGUUAAAUGUAAAAAUUAAGGUGUUGAAAAUCUCAA
This is a messenger RNA of Achroia grisella, 5351 nucleotides long. RefSeq lists its product as uncharacterized. Lineage: Eukaryota; Metazoa; Arthropoda; Insecta; Lepidoptera; Pyralidae. The transcript has 28 exons. Bases 110 to 5299 code for a protein of 1729 amino acids. The record is from RefSeq and is a predicted model, not a curated record.